CACACAUAAUUUCAGAGUCUUCCACUUCUGGUCUUGUUGUAUUUCUACCUUCAUUUUUUAAAUAUAUUUUUUUUAUUUAAAUUUUUCUGUGGCCUAGGAAAUUCGGUGUUGGGCAUGCGAAUCUCGAUAUGGAUUGCCGCACCUCGAAAAAGGGGGGCUAUAGUAUCUUUAAACUCAAAACCACCCUCUCUCCCGUCUUCCCUGGUUUGGAAGCGAUUCUUUGAUUGAAAAAGAUUGCAUUUUUUUCAUUGGUUUUUUUUGGAUUAGAUUAAAAAACAAAAACCCAGAAAGUUCACUUCUUCCUCACUUGCCCUCUUUAAUUUGAGAAUGCUCAAAUGAGUUUGAUAUGUUCUAAUGGACUUUUGUAACAUUGAGGUGUAAACCAUGAUAACCGAGUUGGUUUUACUGGCAUUGUGGAGUCAUCUGUUGAGGCAAUGUCUGCUAAUGAUUUAGGAGAGAUCAAGAUGGAUGGUUCAGACUUGCCAUUGAAGCAUGAGGACUGCCCUGUGUUGGCAUCACCAGUGAUUUAUGAUUCGAUGAGAAGUCAGUUGCAGGGGACUACAGAACACAAAUGUACAGAUACUAUAGGAAGCAAUAAUUCAGAACAAUGUGGAAUACAAAUCUCAGGGUUGGAGCCGCCUUGUGCUGCUGACCCUCAGUCACCUGAACAUGAUACAGGUCAUGUAGUCAAAAGUUUUAAAAUUGAAAAUAAUAAGGACAAUAUCUUAGAUAUAUCCAAAUUUUCUAGUAGUAAAGAUGUGCCAUUAAAGACGGGGCGCUGGCCACACUUGUCUCAGAUGGUUGGUGGCCCUAGGAAUACAAUAUCUCAAGGAAAUUCACUUUCAAGAGCUAAAGAUAAGCUUAUGGUUAGCAUUAAAGAGAAUCCCAGGAGAAGUGAUAUUGAUGCGUGGAAUAUGAGGCAUGUAAUGACCAAACAUGUUGAUGAGACAGGAAGAGUGUGCUCUGAUGUGAUGAAUGGGAAGAAUAUCAAUACCGAAAGUGCAUUGCUCCCUCAGGAUGCGAGGUUGAGGAUAUUAUCCACGUCAAGUUUCUCACAUUUUUUUGGGAAGAAAACCGCAAAGGGUAAAGGGGUUGUCUAUGCACAGCUAGGAGACAAGGUAGACCUGGAAAGUGGUGGUAAUUUCGAUAGUAAUGGAAGGAUGGUUACUACAUCAGGUAUUACUUCUGAUGUCCAAAUGCAAAUGUUGCAGCGUUGUAGCAGUGGGAAUGUGGACUAUGCUGGAGUUGACUUGAGGGAAUGGCUUAAGCCUGGACAUUGUGUGAGGAACAAAGUUGAGAGCCUUAACUUUUUCAGGCAAAUUGCCGAGCUUGUAAGUUUGGCACAUUCUCAAGGUCUUGUCUUGCAACAAUUGAGGCCGUCAUAUUUUGUUAUAACCCCAUCAAAUAAGUUAAAGUACAUCGGCUCAUCAACCCAGAUAGACUUGCAAGUUCCUAAUUCAUUGGGUGGAUGCAAGAAAAGGCCUCCAGAAGAAGAUAUCUAUGCUUUAUGUACCUCUGAUGUGAAGCAACAGAAACUCAUGAAAGUCCAAAACCAUCCAUCUUUAGCCACCAUAAUGACUAGUGUUAGGACUACAACAGUUCGAGAAACCAAUUGUGAUAUAGGUAGCUCUUCUGGCUCUUAUUAUCCAGAUGACAGGGCUUUGAGCAUGGUGAGCCAUCAGGCUACUGGAUCGGAAACGUCUCCUCUGACAGACCGUCAGCUGGAGGAGAAGUGGUAUGCUUGUCCUAAGGAUCUUGAUGAAAAGGAUCACACAUUUUCAUCUAAUAUUUAUAAUCUCGGAGUGCUGCUUUUUGAGUUGCUUUGUUCUUUUGACUCGCUGGAGACCCAUUCUGCUGCAAUGAGUGACAUGCACUAUCGGAUUCUUCCACCAUUCUUUUUGUGUGAAAACCCAAAGGAAGCUGGGUUUUGUCUCUGGCUUAUUCAUCCUAAUUCAUCAUCUCGUCCAACAAUAAGAGAAAUACUUCACUCUGACCUUUUUUGCGGAUCCCAAGAGUUGAAUAUCAGUGACGAGUUGGCAGUUUUCACUGAUGAUGCAAAUAUGGCCGAGUCAGAGCUUCUACUGGAUUUUAUAGUUUCUUUAAAAGAGAAGAAGCAGGACCAUGCAAUGAAAUUAGUUGAAGAUAUUAGAUGUAUAGAAGCUGAUAUAAAAGGGUUAUUGGGGAGGCCUUCCUCUAGAGCAUCCCCACUUCAUGCAAAAAGAAACUACAAUCUUCAAGAUUUUAUUCAGUCGAUUACUAGAUCAGGUAGUAAUGAGGAUAGAUUAAGAAACGAUAUGUCACAGCUUGAAAAGGCUUACUUUUUACUGCGAAGCAAAACUACUGAAACAACUGGUCUUGGUAGAGAAGAUAGAGACUUGCUGAAGAAGAGAGAAACUGGGUCUCAGGUGCAAAAACAGAAUGAUAUGGUAGACAUGAACCAGGAAUCUGCAAGUGGGUUGGAUUUGUUUUUUGAAGGAUUGUGCAAAUUUACUUGCUACAAUAAAUUUGAGUUGCGUGGAACUCUCAGGAACGGGGAUCUUCUAAAUUCUGCUAAUGUUAUAUGCUCUCUGAGCUUUGAUCGUGAUGAAGAAUACAUUGCUGUUGCUGGAGCAUCCAAAAAAGUCAAGAUAUUUGAGUAUUCUGCUCUUGUAAAUGACACUAUCGAUAUCCACUAUCCCGUGAUUGAAAUAGGGAAUAAAUCCAAGCUUAGCUGCAUUUCAUGGAACAGCUAUAUCAGGAACUAUUUGGCUUCUACUGAUUAUGAAGGUGUUGUUCAGGUGUGGGAUGCAAGCACUGGUGUUAGGUAUUCUCAGCACACGGAACAUCAGAAAAGGGCUUGGUCAAUUGACUUCUCACGAAUUGACCCAACAAUGUUUGCCAGUGGAAGUGAUGAUUGCUCUGUGAAACUCUGGAGCACUAAUGAAAAAAGAUCAACCUGUACCAUCUGGAGUCCGGCCAAUGUAUGCUGCGUACAAUUCUCCCCUUACUCUUCUCAUCUGUUGAUGUUUGGUUCUGCUGACCAUAAGAUUUAUGGUUAUGAUCUUCGGCACAUGAGAAUCCCUUGGUGUACAUUAGCUGGUCAUGAGAAGACUGUUAGCUAUGUCAAAUUCAUGGAUUCCGGAACACUUGUUUCUGCUUCAACAGACAAUACGUUAAAGCUCUGGGAUCUUAGCAAAACAAAUUUAUCUGGGACGUCCUCAGAUGCUUGUCAUUUAACCUUUAGUGGUCAUACUAAUAAGAAGCAUUUUGUAGGCUUGUCUGUUUGGGAUGGAUACAUAGCUUGUGGUUCAGAGAGCAACGAGAUUUUCACUUACUACAAAUCCCUACCAAUGCCAAUCACCUCUUACAAACUUAGUUCCAUCAAUCCUACAUCUCAGCAUGAGGUUAGGGAUGAUGAUGGACUUUUUGUGUCGAGUGUCUGUUGGAGAAGCAAAUCAAACACUGUCCUUGCUGCUAACUCAAGCGGAAGCAUUAGGUUACUGCAGCUCGUAUGAUUAAAGAAUCCCGAAUGCUUAUCAGUGAGUCAACAUUCGGUAUUUUUCUGCUUGUCAGUGGGGCAUGGUGAUUAAACACCAGCAAACAAGUCAAUGGAAGCAAUUCAAUUAUGGUCACAAUUUCAGCAAAGGGAAGAGAGGUUUACUUCCUUUGGGUUUGGAAGCUAUCAAAACAAAGGUGAGGUUUUCCAUCAGAAUAACGGGAUGUCAUCCAAGACAAGUGAGACCAGGGGAUCAAAGGAGACAAAUAAGUGCCUUGGUGAAGGCUUCUUAUACAGUGGCUGUGUUGUGAUGUUGCAUAUCAGUUAUUUAACAGGAAAACUGGGGAGUAUAUCGCGGUCUCCUUUUUCAGCUGUUUGAUAUCGAUAGCUUCUUAGCAAUAUAAAAGGUCUCUUUACAUUAAUUUGAAUCUUCCACAACACUACUUGUUAGGGUGUGCCGUGUUCUUUAAGUUUCGUCCUCCCUCCUUUAGUUAUUGUCUGCGCCUGGGGAGAGUCGCAGGUGGCCACAGGCUGCACCUUAGAUGUCUUGGAAGAUGCUGUAUGAAAGCUCUGCCGCUCAUUUUACAAUAUUGAACUAUACAGGGCUCUAGCAUUGAUAUAGUUAGUGUCUACUUGCUAUCUGCAAGGUCACGGGUUCGAUCCCCGGAAACAACCUCUUUGUAAAAUAAGGGUAAGGUUACGUACGAUGGACCUUCCCCAAACCCGAAGCUAAGUAGCAGGAGUUGUGUGCACUGGUCAUCAGGAAUUGGAUUCUUCCUUUCUGUGACGGAGAGAAGAGGAUUAUCUGCAGUUGCCACAUGCUCAUCACCAGAAAUAGAAGCUGCUUCAUUGCCAGAUUCUGAGGAAUCUUUGCUAUUGGAUAUGCAUUUUUCCCUCUCCGUUACUCGAUAUGCAAACAUCUGAAAUGGAAUUUCCGAAACAGGAUAUGGCUCAUUGCUCAUCCAAGAAGGAAAUUUCUUAAGAAGCCCUGACUCAAUGUCAAAGUAAUCAAUAUGAGGAACAGGUGUAUCUGGGUGGUUGUAAUCUGGGUUCAUCACGAGAAAUCUUUUUAUAUAACGAAGUAUCCUGCAAAUGGACGAGAAAGUUGGCCGUUGAUCUGGAUCCGAAUGCCAACAUCUCUUAGUUAAACUUGUUGCGUAUUUUGGGCAGUGAUGUGAGAAGAGCGGCCUUUCCCCAGCUCUUAUGUUUCGGCUCAUCUUAUCUCCUUGAAGAUGAGAGUCUUCGAAAGGGACUUUUCCUGUUAGAAGUUCAAAACAGAUCAUACCAAAGCUGUACACAUCAGACUUCUCUGUGUACUUUGCAUCCAUUCCACCUUUUGAUUCUUCUUGCUCUGUUAAGACUUCUGGUGAAUGCCAGAUGUAUGAUAGUUCCUCACCUGGGUUUGAAUUCUUUUGAGAGAGGCUUGUCACUGAUGAUAGACCAAAUCUUGUAACUUUUACAUGGAUAUGAGUAUGACCCUCUGAAGAAUGGUUUUGCACUUUGGUGAAAAUGUUUGAAGGUUUCAAAUCACCAUGAUAUAUUUUCUUUGAGUGAAGAUACUCCAUACCUCUUGCUAUCUGAAGCAUUAUGUCUAAUGCAACAGGAAAAGGAAGUGGAAUGUGCUUCUUUAGGGUAUGAAAUUCUUUAAUAUGGGUACAAAGAUUCCUGCUCAUUUGCUCUGUAACAAGGAAACACUCUUUCUUUUCAUCAUCCAAGAAACCACAAAGAAACUGUAGUAUAUUUGGGUGAGAAAGAGAUAAUAGUUGAGUUAUUUCAGGAACUAGAGACUCUAUGUUUCCUUUAAUAUGUCGAAGAAGAAAGGUUUCACCCAACCAGGAUAUCUCUUUGUAUUCGCCUCCAUUUCCCAGCCGUUUUCUUACUUGGUAGUCUUUUGAAUUCAGCAAAACUGAGCAUGGUAAAAGCUCUCCAUUCAAGGACCCUGUAACAUCCAAAUUCUUCAAGAGAAGAUUCAUCAACUGUUGCCCGUACUUUGUUGAUCCAGUUUCUAUUGCCUCAAUAACAAUUGGAAUGCAGCAAAGAAGAUUAUGCAUAUGGAUUUCAACAGCGUCUCGAUUUUGGUUCAAUAAUAUGGCUUUGGCCCACCAAACCUUGUUCUCGAAACAGUUUCUGACAUAUGUAUCAGCUUCUCGAAGUAUCUUGUGGAGUUCCUUGAAGGGUUGUUCGAGGAUUCUCCAAUUUCUAUGCUUAUCUUCAAAUCUUAAGUUGGUUCUCAUUUCAUCUGCAAUUGUCUCAUAAGCCAAGGUUAGAGCAUCAAAGAGAAAACAGCAUUGCCUUUGAUUGAUUUGAAUGCUGUGUUGGAAUACCAUCAAUGCCUUUAGACUACCCAGAACUUCGCCAAUCUGCCGGAAAUGCUCCAUUCCUGUCAGAUUCUGCAAACGGGGCGCAAUCUUUAUGUUGUCAGGGCUAAUGGAAUGUGUAAUUUUCGCGGUAGCAUGAAAUGUUUACAUGAUGUUAGAGCUUGCAUGGAGUUAUUAUGGAUAGAUUCUUCUGAUGAAAUUGUUUUUGUCAAACUGGAAAUUUUCGGCCAAACUGGUGGAUUCCAUGUACAGAAGUUGCUUGUAUUCCUUUAACAAAUUUAUAGUGAAAUAGGCGGUAUGAAUUGGUCUUGGAACUUCUUUUUUUUCAGAAUAACAUGAAAAUUAUGAACCAAUAUAUUUCAAUUGAA
Spinacia oleracea (spinach) is the source of this 6161-nucleotide messenger RNA. Its product is annotated as protein SUPPRESSOR OF PHYA-105 1. Lineage: Eukaryota; Viridiplantae; Streptophyta; Magnoliopsida; Caryophyllales; Amaranthaceae. The record is from RefSeq and is a predicted model, not a curated record. Gene Ontology annotation, molecular function: protein binding. Gene Ontology annotation, biological process: photomorphogenesis. The coding region runs from base 435 to 3494 and encodes 1019 amino acids. The transcript has 12 exons.